GCCCACAUAGGCCCAGAUGCUCAUCAUCGUCUCUUGCCACGUGAGAUUAGGGUUCUUCUUCAUUCUUUUUUUUUUUGCGGCGGAUGCUUGAGCGUCUAAUUUCCAGAGAAACUAAGCACUCCCUUCGCUACCCGUAACGACUCCCAAUUCCUUAAAGCCGUCAUUUAUUUUGAGUUUUCCCUUGAUUAAUCCACUUCUCAUUCACUAAGAUUUCGGUGCACCUGUACGUUUCCCUUGAAACCGCCUAUAUCUCCAGCUAUAUAUAUCUCGCCUCCAUACCAUGCAAACUCCAACUCAAACCAAAUCCGAAAACUUUUAAUUUGCAAGCAAACGAUUUCAAUGGCUAAUUCAUACACUGUUCUUGCUGCCUUGAGAGCCGGGAGAUGCUCCAACGCGGCGGAGGUCCGUCUUUUGAGAUUCUGGAAGCCAAGAACAUCAACAAAAUGGGACAACUGGUGAGCCUUGAGAUGUUAUUGAUUGGUGAACAAGUCUCUUCUCUCUCGAUGGAUAAACCAGUGUUGGCCGUUUACUUACUUGAAGAAUGGUUCCAUGGUUUCUUUGAGUUGCCACAAAAUCCCACAGCCAAAAUCCGGCACCGUACUUCAACCGUGCCUCCUCGGUUAUCCACCGCAGCUUCGUCGACUUUCAAUCCUAGCCGCCAUUUCUCAAUACAACUCAGCCACCUCCAAUGCCUCAACAGUAUCAAGACCAUUUACCUUGCCAGAAAAGUAAGCUGGAUCUCGGUUCAAGCAUAGAACGUUAGCUGAGAGCUAGCGUCGUCCGAGAGAUAAACGACGAGAUUCUUUGGUGGGUAAAUGGGAGCCAACACGGAUAUGACUGUGUUGACCAUCAUCAAUAAUGGCUCGAUCACCGGAUCCGCCAUGGAAUGGAAAAUAUCCAGCCUUGGGAGACCGUUACCGUAUCUCUGGGAGAGUCUAUUGGCGAAGGUGAAUCGCCAAACAGGAUUCCACCGGACAGAUUGUUGGUAUUAAUCAAACGAAACCGGUUUGGUAUUCAAUAAUCUCAACCGGUAUGGUAUGAUCAGUCUUUAAAGCAAAAGCCAAUAGAUUCAGCCAAAAACGGAGGUCUCGAAACCUCUGAACGCAAUCUUUCCUCCGGUCCUCGUCCUGGUCACAAGAAGCGGCUAACUAUCGCCUUCAUGAACCGGUAUAAACAUAGCUUAAGAUGAUCUACAAAAUUACAUCUAAAUAGUACAAAAUAUUAAGUAAAGAUAUAAUGCUAAAUAAAGUUAUUAAAAACAUUAAAACAUACUUAAAUUAGGAAAUGUAUUUUAGAAUUUCCCAACUAAACUGUAGUCUAUAUAUAAUUAUACGAAAUCUAUAG
Brassica oleracea var. oleracea is the source of this 1344-nucleotide messenger RNA. RefSeq lists its product as uncharacterized. The transcript is spliced from 3 exons. The record is from RefSeq and is a predicted model, not a curated record. Lineage: Eukaryota; Viridiplantae; Streptophyta; Magnoliopsida; Brassicales; Brassicaceae. The coding region runs from base 384 to 755 and encodes 123 amino acids.